Messenger RNA from Cynoglossus semilaevis (tongue sole), 1894 nucleotides. Its product is annotated as retinol dehydrogenase 7-like. The record is from RefSeq and is a predicted model, not a curated record. Gene Ontology annotation, biological process: steroid metabolic process. Gene Ontology annotation, cellular component: intracellular membrane-bounded organelle. Gene Ontology annotation, molecular function: oxidoreductase activity. The transcript has 4 exons. Lineage: Eukaryota; Metazoa; Chordata; Actinopteri; Pleuronectiformes; Cynoglossidae. The coding region runs from base 33 to 989 and encodes 318 amino acids.
UUGCUCCACACCAUCUGUGUCCUCCUGCAGUCAUGUUUCUCUACAUCCUGGGCCUUCUGUUCCUCUUCUACUUGUACCGUUGGAUCAGGGAGCUUCCCCACAUUUCCAACAAAGGAGAUAAAUAUGUGUACAUCACGGGCUGCGACACAGGCUUUGGCAACCUCUUGGCUCGACACCUGGACAAGAAGGGCUUCAGGGUGAUCGCUGGGUGCUUCACAGAGAAAGGAGAGGAGGACCUGAAGAAGUCGUGCUCCAGUAACCUGACCACGACUCACCUAGACGUUCGCUCUACGGAGAGCGUCAACAAAGUGGCAGGAAUGAUCAAGGACAAAGUGGGGACUUGUGGUCUGUGGGCAGUGGUGAACAACGCAGGAGUGUCCGUCCCUAGCGGUCCUAGUGAUUGGCUGACCAUUGACGACUACAAGUUAAUGCUGGAUGUGAACCUGACCGGCGUGAUCGCUGUUACCCUUAGCGUCCUCCCGCUCAUCAAGAAGGCCAAAGGAAGAGUGGUAAAUGUAGCCAGUGUUUUCGGGCGCAUCACAGGCACAGGGGGACCCUACUGUGUCUCCAAGUAUGGUGUGGAGUCAUUCACCGACGGCCUCAGGCUGUGUUUGGUGCCGUUUGACGUGAAAGUCCUUUGCAUAGAGCCGGGCUUUUUUAAAACCAACGUGACAGACUCUGGAAUCCUGAGGAGGAAUGUAAUGAUGCUGUGGAACAAACUGCCACAGGAUAUCAAGCAGGACUAUGGAGAGGCUUAUCUGAACCAGGCCUUGGCUACGAUAGACGACACUGUCUCAAAGAUCAGUGAUGGGGAUCUCAUGAAGGUGGUGAAGUGUAUGGAGCACGCCGUGUCCGCCGUCAGACCCCGUGUCCGCUAUUCUGCUGGGUGGGACGCCAAGAUCUUCUGGCUUCCACUGUCUUACAUGCCCUCCUGUGUUUCUGACUUCGUCCUCCGGAGCAAAAUGCCUUCUCUGGCCAUAGAGACAUAAUAAGUUCUUUGUGUCUAGGCUACCAUGAGCUGUAAAAAAUCAGAGCACAAAAUAAUGGGACAUCCAUAAAAAAGAAAAAUUCUAGAACCAAACUUGGACCAAACCAGGGACAGCAAGGACCAACAGCUAAACAAUAGUACUCAGACCACGUUAUGACUUUGACUAGUCUUUGUUUGAGAGUUAGGACAGGUUUAAGAGAGAGAGAUCUGAAGAUGGCACUAUUUCCACACCAGAGACAGGAGAAUUUUAGUUCUUCACAAUAGAAACAGAAAAUGAGACAGAUGGAACACUCUACCUUUUUUAGAUUGUUAGAUUUCAGUAGUUUUCACAUUUAGUUUGGGUCUGAAAGCAGGAAGCUGCCAAGUCACCAAAUGCCUUCCCAAGCACAUACACUUAUAGCCCCACACAUUCAAAGAGAAUUUCUCCCAAACUCUCUUCACACCAAUUCUCCAGUUGACUUCAAAACACCUCUACUCCCUGGGAACUAUGGGAAGGCUCCCAAUCCACAUUCUCAUGGGGAACCACAGAUCCAUCCAUUCCUUUUGAUCUCAGCAACAAAAGGUUCAUAAACUGCUGCAUCAUGGAGCCACAUAGUGGCGACUGCAGGGAUAACCAUGAUACAAGAGCAAUAAUAUGAUUGGCCACAAGAGGUCUAACCUCUCAAUUCCAUUGCCCUACAACAGUUAAACACACACCCGGGAAGCUGAAAACCACUCCCCCUAACAAGCAUAAAAGUGCACAUCACUGAUGAUGCAUUAGAAGUUAUUCUUGAGAAGAAGGUUAUUCUUGACUUUGCGUACAGGUAACUGUUGUACGAGACUUUUUUGAAUACUUCUCUAGUUGUUUUAUUUGCUCGUUGGACCUGUUUGUUUUGGCGUUUUUUUAUUAAACGAAUCAACCAUCUA